This is a messenger RNA of Bactrocera oleae (olive fruit fly), 4175 nucleotides long. Its product is annotated as hippocampus abundant transcript 1 protein. Gene Ontology annotation, cellular component: membrane. The record is from RefSeq and is a predicted model, not a curated record. Gene Ontology annotation, biological process: transmembrane transport. NCBI's taxonomy places the organism in Eukaryota, Metazoa, Arthropoda, Insecta, Diptera, Tephritidae. Gene Ontology annotation, molecular function: transmembrane transporter activity.
CUUACAUAUUUAAUUUUUUGUUUAAUUUAUGUAUAAACAUACAUAUGUGCAUAUCCGCUUUAUAUAUUAUAAAAUAUGCUUACCAUGUAUAGUUUUUAUUACACGAUUCUCAAAAACAUCGUUGCAUUCUUUGGCCGCAAAUUUGGCCCUGGGCCAAUACAGCAAACUUUUGCCAAUUAUAGAUAUAAAAGAACAUCAAAAGCUCUGUGGAAAGCAAAAGUUUCGCCGUUCAUACGCUUUUCCCACUCGUUGGUGUGCAAAAUGAAACGUGUGCAUACGCGAACGGUCGUGAAAACUCGGCUUCCUUUUAUAUACCUUUUUAUUUUAGUUAUUACUAAAAAAUUCUACACAUUCUACAAAUUUUAAAGAAAAUAGUGCAAACAAACUAAAACAUUUUUAAAUUAAUUGUGCAAUGUCAAUAAUAUUUUGCCUAAAUUUAACGCGAAACAAAAACUGUUCAUCGCAGAAAUUUUGUUGUAGUGCAAGUUUGCCUCAAUGCCACUAGAAAACAACAAAACAACAAAUUCAAAUCGAGCGCAUAAUUCAGGGAAUAAGAAGAAGAAGAGAAGUAAUCCGUUUGAAAAAGUGUGAUACGCCAAGCGAAAUUGUGUGCAAUUAGAUUGUGAAUUCCAAAUGCCUUAGUGGUGUGAGCAUUGAACAAACAUUAAGUACAACAGCUUUAUCAAUACAACAAAACAUACACAUCACCUACAACUACACACCUACAACAACUAUAACUGCUUAAAUAAAACGAGUUUAAAAUAAUUUAUUUAUCGAAAAAAAUCGAUAGCAGAAUAAAUUACUUAUCGAAAAACCGAUAACAAUAUAAAGCAUAUAUCUAAAAAUCGGUAAUAGCAUAAACUAUUUACCGAAAAAAAAUCUAAAAAAAAAUUUAUUUAUCAAAAAAAUUGAUACCAAAGUAGAAUAUAAUCGGAAAAGUUGUCGAACAAAAAAUUUCGAUUACUUGCAAAUGUUUAACAUUUGCCACACAAGUAAGUUGAAAAACUUUGCGCCGUCAUGAGCAUUGAUGUCACAGCGUCUCAUGAUGUCGCCGAAACUUCCAACACAGACGAUCCAGCCUCCAGCUGUGAGAUCACAGAGGCCGAUACGACCAGUUUUGAAAUUGACGAAAGUGAGGACGAAGCCACCAUUACGGACCAGCUGGUCGAUGAUGUGGCCACCGCCCCGCCACUAAUCGACGCCACCACAAUCGGACCAUUGUACAACAAUGGCGAGCGCAAAAAUAGCAACAUAGGCCGCAGCAGAAGCAAAAGCCGAAGCAGCAGUCGCAGUAGCAGUAAUUGCAGUAGCAGCCACAGCAACAGCAGCACCUACAGUAUCAGUAAUAUACCGAAGGAUACCAAUGCCAAUGUGGCAAGUGAUCUCAAUAAGAAUGAAUUUAUAGCCGUUGUUACCAUUAAUACGCUUAAUCCACUAACGACCGACAGUCUUGUCGACGAACAAACAACCGUUGUUGUAGAGCAACAAUCACAUGUGCAACAACAACGCACUAAGAAUAUGCCAGCAAUUUUCGCUAGAGACGACACGGAGGAUAAUAGUGGUUCAAAGACUUCCACUGCCUCGCACACCACUUCAUCGACGCCCACAACGGCAGAUGUCGCUAAUGUUGUGAUGGAUGCUUCUGCUUUUAAUUUGCUGAAGAAAAAUGCUGCACUUGCUUUGCCAACGACACAAGCACAAUUACAAAUGAUCGUCGCUUCGGCUGUCACUGCACAACAGCAACAACAACAACAACAACAGCUUUUAAUAGAUUCAAACAAUGCAGCUUCCAUAUCCGAGGACAAUAUAUCGUUUUCCAUAGCAACAACUACAACAACAACUAUCACUGAUUUCGACACAGACAAUAUUUGCACCGCUAGUCCAGACGCUAAACUAAUGCUGACCAAACGUGCACUACUACAAAAUCAAUUAGCUAAUUUAAGUCAAAAUCGAUCGGCUUCGACGAUCGCUGAUAAUGAUCCAACAACAACAUUAGCAUAUGUAACGAGCGGCAAUGAUAUGCCGCUUCCGCCGGUGCGCACGGUGAAAACGCAAUGGCGCUGGGUGAACUGGAUCCGUUGGCUUUGCGUGCACUUUAAGAGUUCCGGCAUUGGCGAGCCUAGUGUCUACCACGCCUUGAUUGUAAUAUUUUUAGAAUUCUUCGCUUGGGGUCUUUUAACAAUGCCAGUAAUAUCGACCCUGAAUCAAACAUUUCCCGAUCAUACGUUUCUUAUGAACGGUCUGGUUAUGGGCAUUAAAGGCAUUUUAUCCUUUCUGAGUGCACCGUUAGUGGGCGCACUCUCCGACAUUUGGGGGCGUAAAUUUUUCCUACUCAUCACAGUAUUCUUCACGUGCGCACCAAUACCGCUGAUGGCCAUCAAUUCGUGGUGGUUUUUCGCAAUGAUCUCCAUUAGUGGUGCGCUGGCAGUUACAUUUUCCGUGGUGUUCGCCUAUGUGGCUGAUGUCACUACCGUUGAGGAGCGUUCGCGUGCGUACGGCUUAGUUUCAGCUACAUUCGCCGCCAGUCUGGUAAUUUCGCCCGCACUCGGCGCCUUACUAAUGGAGACCUACGGCGAUACAUUAGUGGCUGCGCUGGCCACCGCCAUUGCGGUUCUAGACGUUUUCUUCAUUUUGGUGGCCGUGCCCGAAAGCUUGCCAGAAAAAAUACGUCCUUCAUCUUGGGGUGCGCCCAUUAGUUGGGAGCAGGCUGAUCCCUUUUCCGCGCUGCGGAAGGUAGGCUCCGAUCAGACCAUACUAAUGCAAUGUGUCGCUGUACUUUUGUCAUAUCUGCCUGAGGCGGGGCAAUACUCGUGCAUAUUUGUUUAUUUGAAAUUGAAAAUGGGCUUCAAUUCAAUGGAAGUGGCCGUUUUCAUUGCUGUUGUUGGUACGCUAAGCAUAUCCGUGCAAGUGACUCUUGGUUAUCUAAUGCGGGUAUUUGGUGCAAAAAAUACUAUUAUUUUAGGUUUAGUACUAGAAAUGUUACAAUUAUUUUGGUAUGGACUUGGCAGUAAGUCUUGGAUGAUGUGGGCUGCUGGCAUUUUGGCCGCACUCGGAUCGAUAACUUAUCCAGCGAUAAGCGCUUUUGUUUCAAUCCAUUCGCACCCCGACAGACAAGGUGCCGUUCAGGGAAUGGUAACUGGCAUGCGUGGUCUCUGCAAUGGCUUGGGACCAGCUUUAUUUGGUGUAAUUUUCUAUUUAUUCAAUGUUGACUUGAAUGAUGAUAUGUUGGGAAAACCUGAUGGCCCAGUACAAAAUGACAGUAAUAAAUACACAGAAUUGAUACCAGGUCCACCAUUCGCUAUUGGCGCCCUUAUGGUAAUACUGGCGAUUUUGGUUGCACUCUACAUUCCAGACAAACACAAUGAUAUCAAUGUGAAUCGAACUUCGAGUGAAAAGAAGCGUGCCUCUGUGGAUGUGCAGUAUGAAAUCGAGUGCGGCAACAAGUCGACGAGUCCACUAGCACCGCUAAUGCGAUCCGACUCCAUGGCACAAUUGUAGCUUUUAGUAAAUUAAAACCAAAUAUAAAAAAGAACAUAUUUGUUUUCGUAUUUUUCGAAGAAUUUGUGAAAUGCAGAGCAGAGGAAAGGAUAGAAAGAAAAGAAAAGAUAUAAAAAAAAACCUUAAAUAAGUGCUGACUUUUUUUAUUUUGUAGAUGCUAAAUUUUAAGCUAAUUACAAAAUGAAUUCCUAUACUGAAGUUAUUUAUAAUUUUAACUUUAAUUUAAAAAGAGCAAAUGUAUUUUUAAUGCAUGUAUGCAUGUUCUGUUCUGUAUGUAUGUAUGUGCUGUAUAUAAAAGAAACAAACAAAGAAAAAACACAAAAACAAAUGUAGAAUAUUAAAAGAAAUAAGAGCUCUGAGCUUUGUUUAUGGUUUUAUUUUUAAAAACCAAUUUUUGAUUAAUAAAUUUGUAAAAUACGCAAAUAUCCCAACGUCCCCACAUACGAUGUUGUGCUAUAAUUAUUAGUUACAUAAUCAGCAUCAGUAUGCAUAUACGUACGCAUAAAUUGCAAUUUGUUUUAGUUAUUUUUUUCACUUUAGGUGGCUACUCCACUAAGUUCAAAUGUAUACUUUAAUAACGAGAGUUGAAAUAUUUUUGUGAAACCUUAAACAUAGCGUUGUACUGGAAUAUAAUAAAAAAGAGAACGAGUGCGAUAAGCAGAUUGCAUAUCUAAAAA